UCGUUCCCCUCAGACGUCACUUCCGUCGCCGGUGCCAUCGGGCCACCCCUUCCCGUCAGCGGCCCGGCAGCUCGUGUGCCUGCGGGGGGAACGAGCGAGCGGCGUCCGGAGGCCCAAGUCGAGGCAGCGCCGUGCGGCCUACUCCCUUCCCCGGGUCCCUCCUGGCGGUCUCGUCCUUCCUUCCCCUCGGCGCGACUCCACUCAGGCCUCGGCUUCUCCCUCCCCACCCGCUGCCAUGGCGAUGAGACAGACUCCGCUGACCUGCUCCGGCCACACUCGGCCCGUGGUGGACUUGGCCUUCAGCGGCAUCACGCCUUACGGCUACUUCCUCAUCAGUGCCUGCAAGGAUGGUAAACCUAUGCUCCGCCAGGGUGACACAGGGGACUGGAUUGGAACAUUUCUUGGUCACAAGGGAGCAGUCUGGGGAGCUACGCUGAAUAAGGAUGCCACUAAAGCAGCUACAGCUGCUGCAGAUUUUACUGCCAAAGUGUGGGACGGUGUUUCAGGGGAUGAAUUAAUCACCUUGGCUCACAAGCACAUUGUUAAAUCUGUAGACUUCACUCAGGACAGCAAUUAUCUAUUGACAGGUGGACAAGAUAAACUGUUGCGUAUUUAUGAUUUAAGUAAGCCAGAAGCAGAACCUCAGAUAGUCAGUGGCCACACAUCUGGUAUUAAAAAGGCUCUGUGGAGUAGUGAUGACACACAGAUCCUUUCAGCAGAUGACAAAACUGUCAGACUUUGGGACAGAAAUACCUGGACAGAAGUGAAGGCGAUAAACGUUGCCAUGUCUGUGAGCAGCAUGGAGUAUUUUCCAGAAGGGGAGAUAAUAGUGAUCACAUAUGGGAGGACCAUCGCAUUUCAUAGUGCAGAAACCUUAGAACAGAUCAAAUCAUUUGAGGCCCCUGCAACAAUCAAUUCAGCAUCCCUUCACCCUGAGAAAGAGUAUGUGGUGGCAGGUGGUGAAGACUUUAAACUUUAUAAGUAUGAUUAUAACACCGGUGAAGAACUAGAAUCAUAUAAGGGGCACUUUGGGCCCAUUCACUGUGUCAGAUUUAGCCCAGAUGGAGAGUUGUAUGCCAGCGGCUCAGAGGACGGAACUCUAAGACUGUGGCAGACAACAGUAGGGAAAACAUAUGGUCUCUGGAAAUGUGUGAUUCCUGAGGAAGAAGGUGUUGAGCUGGCUAAAGCCAAGGUCAGCCUUCCAGGAACCACAGAAGAAGAACUAGAAGACCUUGGUUCUGAAAAUUCAGAUCCCCUCUACAGCACAACACCUGAAGUUAAGGCUUGAACAUCACAGCUCUUAAUGAAAACACAUGGACAUUCUGAGACUAAAUCAAGAAAGCAGCAGUAUGCAGCAGCCUCCCAGGGUGCACACUCUACCUACGGCAAAGAUGAGAAUUGAUGAGAUUGCUUUGGAACUGGUUGUCUGCGAAGAGAGUUGAGAGUAUGGAAUGCGAUGAGCAGUAAUGUUUUUUGCUGUCUCCUAGCACCACUGCCUGUUGUAUGUCUGAAUGUAAUGUGGCAGCUGAAACCCAGUUUCUUCAGCUUUGGUUAACCCAUGAUAGUGUUUAUUAUUGAGGAGAAAUGUAAUGGCCUCUAGUAAAGUUUCUCUGAAAGUCAAAAGAGUUGGCAAAAAAGAUGAGAUUGUGUGGCAGAACAACUGACUUGGUUUUUCUUUUUUCUUUUGUUGUACGUUGCUUCUAAAUAUCUGUUUCUGAACAUCUGAAUAAAAUGCCUCUCUACAACUGUG
Molecule: messenger RNA, 1750 nt
Organism: Pogona vitticeps (central bearded dragon)
Lineage: Eukaryota; Metazoa; Chordata; Lepidosauria; Squamata; Agamidae
Gene: STRAP
Product: serine/threonine kinase receptor associated protein
Biological process (GO): spliceosomal snRNP assembly
Cellular component (GO): SMN complex
Molecular function (GO): protein binding; RNA binding
Source: RefSeq, a predicted model, not a curated record